This is a messenger RNA of Hippocampus zosterae (dwarf seahorse), 2004 nucleotides long. RefSeq lists its product as uncharacterized. The transcript has 14 exons. The coding region runs from base 870 to 1919 and encodes 349 amino acids. The record is from RefSeq and is a predicted model, not a curated record. NCBI's taxonomy places the organism in Eukaryota, Metazoa, Chordata, Actinopteri, Syngnathiformes, Syngnathidae.
GUGUGUGUGUGUGUGCACUCGUUUCCAUGUUUUGCGGGGACAUAAAAUUGGAAACACAGUCACGUCUUGGGGACCAUUUUUCUUAUGGGGACAAAAAAGCAGGUCCCCAUAAAAAUAACGUAUAAAAAGCAUCAGAGGGCUGCCCUGAAUGUGCCUGUGAAGUUUUUAGCAAAAACCCACAAGUCACCAUUUUUACUGAUUGUGUGUGUGUACACGGUGCUCAGCAGCCCACCACAUGGUUAUUCGGUGCUAUUGCACUCACUCCUCCACACACACAAUUUGCAUAUGCCGCGCCCAUUUGUCCCCUAAUGGAAGGAUUUUUACAAGUGGGAGGGGGUCAUCAUUCAAUUAGUGAUCAUCAGAAGAAGCCUGCAAAGCUCGAAGAUGGCAGCAAAAGAAGCAAAAGUAAAAUGCAAGUUUGAAAUCCCACAAAGAGUCAGCCCCCUUCAGGACGCCAUUCGUCACAUUUCAUUAAGGACCAACAAAACAGGCAAAUUGUGUGCGAGGUACAUAAAUGCAGUCAAAGGAUGUGAAAUAUUUGCAAAGAGUACAAUCGGCAGAGGACAAUUUGUUGCUGAAUAUCGGGGAUAUAUGAUAAAUGAUGCAGAAUACUAGAGCAGAAGAUGAGUUUACCACCAAUCAUGUGCUGCAUUUAUGUUUGCAUUCAAGUGGAGAGGGAAAACAUGGUGCAAUGAUGCUUCACAAGAAGAUGAGUCAUUUGGGCGACCAGUGAAUGAUGAACACAGGAGGCCAAAUUGCCAGAUGAAAAGGAUUGAUGUGGAUGGUGUGCCACACCUAUGUUUGUUUGCUUUCAAUGACAUUCAAGAGGGAGAAGAAAUGACCGAUGAUUAUGGUGGCGAAGACUGCCCAUGGAGAACACAAAUGACCAGCCUUUACAGUCACAGAUGUGGCUCCUCAACCCUCUGUACUGCCUCAGAGUCAGAUGCAACAUACACCAGAUGACCAAGACAAUACCCAAUGAGACUACUUUAAGAGAAAACUGUUGCGAUACUGCUGGUCCAAGCAACAUACACCAGAUGACCAAGACAAUACCCAAUGAGACUACUUUAAGAGAAAACUGUUGCGAUAAUGCUGGUCCAAGCAACAUACACCAGAUGACCAAGACAAUACCCAAUGAGACUACUUUACAAGAAAACUGUUGCGAUACUGCUGGUCCAGGCAACAUUCACCAGAUGACCAAGACAAUACCCAAUGAGACUACUUUAAGAGAAAACUGUUGCAAUACUGCUGGUCCAAGCAACAUACACCAGAUGACCAAGACAAUACCCAAUGAGACUACUUUACAAGAAAACUGUUGCGGUACUGCUGGUCCAGGCAACAUACACCAGAUGACCAAGACAAUACCCAAUGAGACUACUUUACAAGAAAACUGUUGCGAUACUGCUGGUCCAGGCAACAUACACCAGAUGACCAAGACAAUACCCAAUGAGACUACUUUACAAGAAAACUGUUGCGAUACUGCUGGUCCAGGCAACAUUCACCAGAUGACUAAGACAACACCCAAAGAGGCGACUUUACUUGAACCCUGUUGUGAUACUGCUGGUCCAAGCAAAAUACAUCAGAUGACCAAGACAACACCCAAAGAGGCGACUUUACUUGAACCCUGUUGUGAUACUGCUGGUCCAAGCAAAAAAAAAAAAAAAAGCUCUGUCAUCCAAGCAUGGCUCAGAGUCAAGCCGCUGCUCCUCCGCAUUGAGAAGAGCCAGAGGAAGUGGCUCAGCCAUCUGUUUAGGAUGCCACCGGGACGCCUCCAUGAAAAGGUGUUUCGGGUAUGUCCCACUGAUCAGAGUCCCCUGAAGAUGACCCAGGACAAGCUGAAAAGUCUGUCUCUCAGCUGGCUUGGGAAUGCCUCAGGAUCACCAGCAAGAGCUGGAGUUGUUUGGGAGGGUGAAGUCUGAACUUCCCUGCUUUAGUUGCUGCCCCCGUGACCCGACAUUGGAUAAACGGAAGAGAAUGAAUGAAUGGAACACUGAGAUACAUUUA